Molecule: messenger RNA, 4576 nt
Organism: Capra hircus (goat)
Lineage: Eukaryota; Metazoa; Chordata; Mammalia; Artiodactyla; Bovidae
Product: ankyrin repeat domain-containing protein 26
Molecular function (GO): protein binding
Source: RefSeq, a predicted model, not a curated record
UGAAUCUGUAGAUUGCUUUGGAUACUAUAGUUAUUUUGACAGUUACACAGUUAUAAUGUCACUUUCAUUUCUGUAUUUAUUUCAGUUUCCUCUCUUUCCUCCUUAGUUUAGGUAAGGGUUUAUUGAUAUUGUUUGUUUCUUUCAGGAAAUGAACUUAUAGAUCUUGCAUAUGAGCACUGGGCAGUCUGGCACGCCAAGCCUCUGUGCACACGGGCAAUGUGUUUAGAGGUGUCGCUUAGCAACGAUCAUUCUGGGAUGAAAGAUUCCAAACCGUUGAGCUUCCCAACUGGGAGGUUGUGGCGGGACCACUCUGACUUAUCUGUAGCGCUUGUGUUGGGUCUAGGGGACUGUGAAGAGCCGAGGGAGAGGUGAGGUGUGUUUAGAGUCCGUAGGCUCUGCGAUGAAGAAGAUUUUUGGCUUCAGGAGUAAGAAGGGUGUGUCGCCCUUUGGCUCCUCCAUCAACCCGGUGAGAGACAGUGGUCAUGGAAUCAACUUCCAGCCCGGGUACCGCAUCCGAGACAAAGACCUCAGAAAGAUCCACAAAGCUGCCAUUGUGGGGAACGUAGCCAAAGUGGAGCAUGUUCUGUUGUUUGGAAAAAAUGGCCUGAACGACAGGGACAAGAUGAACAGGACUGCGCUCCACUUGGCCUGUGCCAAUGGCCAUUCAGCGGUGGUCACUCUCCUCCUGGAGAGAAAAUGCCUGCUUAACCUCUGUGAUAAUGAAAACAGGACCGCGCUGAUGAAGGCCAUAGAAUGCCAAGAAGAGGAGUGUGCGACUCUUCUGCUGGAGCAUGGUGCCGACCCAAAUGUCAUGGAUGUCAGUGGGAACACCGCUCUUCACUAUGCUGUCUUUUGCCAGAAUAUAUCACUCGCAGCAAAGCUGCUUUCCUACGAUGCCAAUAUAGAAGCCAGGAACAAGAAUAACCUCACACCGCUGUUACUUGCUAUAAUUGAAAAGAGAGAACAAAUGGUGGAGUUUUUAGUAAAAAAAGGAGCAAAUACACAUGCGGUUGGUAACUUGAAAAGAACAGCCCUCAUGCUUGCUGUCAGUUAUGGAUUAGCAAAUGUAGUUGGUCUUCUUCUUCAGCAAGGUGUUGACAUCUUUUCUCAAGAUGUUUUUGGAUGGACUGCAGAAGACUAUGCUAUUAUUAGUGGCUUUACUAUCAUUCGCCAAAUGAUUUCUGAAUAUAAAGAAGAGAGACCUAAAACUCCUCUUGAAAAUAGCAAGCCAGGCACGAGCUACCAGGACUCCUCUCCCCGUGAAGUCAUUGCACUGGAUGAGAAUUCUGAAGAAGACUCUUUAAGCAGGUUUUCCAGCAAACCUGGUGAUGAUUUAUGGCUUAUAUCAAAUGAUGAAGGCUUAGAUUUUGAAACCAAGCAGAGUAUCUCUGAGAGCCUUCCAGAGAAGUAUGUGGAUUGUUUAUCUGGAGCUGCUGGUCCAAGAGGAAAAAAGACAGUACUUGGACAAGUAGAAGAUUCUCCUGGGAAAUAUCCUAAUGUGAAGCCUGCAGUCUUAGUGAAAGAUUCUGUUCCUAGUAAAACAGUCGGAAUGAAGGAUUUACAGACAUCCAGUUCAGAUUUGGCUUCUACUGCUUUGAGCCUCAGGGUUGAGGCUUGUCAGAGAGCUGGGCAUUUGAAAGCUGAUGAUCAGUGUCCAUUGAUGUCACAGUCAAUGACCAAAAAUCAGUCAACAUGCACAGAAUUUGGGCAGAUGGCCAUCACAGAUAAAGUAAAGAGGAAUAUUGCGGCGGUGUUUCUGGUAGGGAAUUCCACACUCCGUGACCUGUGCCAGUCUCAGCUGCCGGAAAACAGAGAAAGCAAACAAGAUUUGUCAGCAGAACUAGACUUGGAAAUGAUAUCAGAGGAAGCACAAGAAAAACUUGAUGGAGAUGAAAAUAACCAUUCACGGGUUCAAGAAGAAAAGAAGCACGAAAGUAGUGAAGUGGAAGUAUCAGACAACAAAUGUGAUGCUGCUGAUGAGAGUGGAUUGAUUCAGCAGAGAAAGAGUGGAAGAAACAGCAGCCAGGAGUUUCCUGCUACGGAGAAUGAAGAUUUUGAUAGUAGCGACCCUGGUGUGCACAGGAAGAAAGUAAAGAAAAAGAACAAUGCCAAACGGACACCAGAAGACUGUGUGAUUGCACCGAUAUUUGAAAACACCGAUUCGCUGACUGGUGGUCUGCUGCACGUGAAUGAUGACAACAGAGUGAAUCAAGAUGAUGACAGGCCUGCAAGAAAAACACCAUAUGAAAAGAAGAAGGUCAAAGAACAAAUUAAUUAUGUGAACCACCUGGAUGACUUAACUCAGUCUUCUGAGACUGUUUCUGAGGAUGACGACGUGCUUUACUCUACAAAUUCCAUGUUGCAAGUAGAACCACUUGGCUUGGGGCAUAAAGAUUCUGUUAGCUUGUUGAAAAUUCAAGAUACAAUUCUUUCGCAUGAAAGAUUAGUAGAUUUUCAAAGAAGCCACUGUGAACUACUUAGAAGAGAAUUUUUCAGAAUGAAAAGUAAGGUUCGUGGGCUACAGAAAGAGCUGUCAGAAACCAAAGAAGUGACAUCACAGUUAGAGCAUCAGAAAGUGGAGUGGGAACGAGAGCUCGGCAGCUUGAGAUUCACCUUAAAGCAAGAAGAAGAGAAUAGAGGAAAUGCCGAGAUGUUACACGAGAAAAUGAGGGAGCAUUUAAGAAGAAAAGAAGAUGAAUAUAGUAAAGAAGCUGAAGUGAAACAGCAACUGGAAUUCACUUUCCGAGCAGUAGAGAUGAAACUGAAGACUGAGAGAAAUGAUCUGAAUCAGGUUUCUGUUAGUUGUGAAGAAGCAAAAGACCUGUUGCACAAAAACCACAUGCUGCAGGAUGAACUUGCCACACUGAGACUGGAAAGAGACGCCCUGAAAAAUCAGCAUCAGGAAAAGGAAGAGAACUAUUUUGAGGUCAUUGAAAUUCUCACAGUAAAGAAUGAUGAUCUUCAAAAGGCAGUAAAACUGAGUGAGGAAACGUUAACAAAGACUAUAUCCCACUAUACAGGCCAGCUUAGUGCUCUGACAGCUGAGAAUACAACGCUAAACUCUGAGCUGGAGAAUGAAAAAGAAAGCAAACAAAGACUGGAAACGGAAGUGGAAUCGUGUCGUUCUAGACUGGCUGCUGCCUCACACGGUCAUGAUCAAGGUCAGACAUCAAGAAGAGACCCGGAACUUGCCUUCCAGAGAGCGAGAGACGAGUGGUUACGCUUGCAGGACAAAAUGAAGUCCGACGUGGCUAAUCUAAGAGAUAACAGCGAGACGCUUUCCCAGCAGCUAUCUGCAGUGGAAAGUAAAUCCAGUAAGCUGAAAAUCAAGCUGCAGCACGCGAGCGAUGCUCUGAGAGAAAAGACUUUGAUGUUAGAACAUGUCCAGAGAGACCUAAGCCAAGUGGAGUGUCAAACGCAGGAAAUUGCACACAAGUAUCAGAACGAACAAGGCAAAGUGAGUACAUACCUUGGAAAGCAGGAGUCCUUAGAGGAGAGAUUAUCUCAACUCCAGAGUGAAAACAUGUUGCUCCGACAGCAACUGGACGAUGCACGGAACAGAGUCGACAGUAAAGAGAAGACGGUCAUUAGCAUCCAAGACCAGUUUCAGCAGAUCGUGAGAAAACUUCAGGCCGAACGUGAGAAGCAAGGUCUGAUGCUGGAGGAACGAAACAAGGAAUUGGUCAAGGAAUGUAAUCAUUUAAGAGAGAGAAUGUAUCAGUACGAAAAUGAGAAAGCAGAAGGAGAAGCAGCUGUGAGACAACUUCAGCAAGAACUGGCUGACACUGUAAGAAAGCAGGCUAUGUCGGAGGCUUCACUGAGGGUCACGUCAUGUUGUUGUGCCAAGUUAGAAGCUGAGGCACAGGAUUUGAAGAACAGUUGUAAACUGCUACAACUACGUCGACUCACAAGUCAGACGCAAACUGGAUCUCAACAGAUGGAACUCAGAAUUAAACACUUGGAAUCUGAACUCUCCAAAAUGAAAACUUUGCAAGAAGAUUCUAAUAAAGCAGAGUUGGAAAAAUAUAAGCAACUCUACCUAGUAGAAUGUGAAGUUAGAAAGUCAUUGGAAGAUAAAUUAGACAAGACUCAUAAGAGGCUGGCAGUGAUCAGCACCAAACUUGAGGUGGAGAAGCAGCAGAACAGAUCUUUAUUCAGCACUGUUAGCACGAGGCCAGUCCCAGAGCCCCCUUGUGUUGGAAAUUUCAAUAAUCCUUUAGUGCUCGACAGAAAUCUUACUCCGAGAGUAGGGUUUUCUACCUCAAUUUCACGCCCUUCGAAUAACAACAUGGAGACUUACUUGACCGAGAUGCGGCGGGAGUUGGGCAGGAGUAUAGCUAGAGAACUAAGAGAAGCUGAUGCUCAGUUUGCAUCUGAUGCCUUUAGAGUGUCUUCUCGAAGAUCUACAGAUGGGUCAAAAGUGUGUGAUGACCUACUUUUGAAACAGAAGAACAAGAUAAUACAGAUUUGGAAGGAAAAAUACAUGAUUUACAAAGAUAAAUAGGAAAAGCUUCUCUGCUGGACCAUUUCUGUGACAUUUUGUUGUUUCCCAUUAAACGUGAUGAGAAAAUCUUUA